Molecule: messenger RNA, 4239 nt
Organism: Stegastes partitus (bicolor damselfish)
Lineage: Eukaryota; Metazoa; Chordata; Actinopteri; Pomacentridae
Gene: fkbp15b
Product: FKBP prolyl isomerase family member 15b
Exons: 29
Coding region: 109-3717 (1202 amino acids)
Cellular component (GO): growth cone
Molecular function (GO): peptidyl-prolyl cis-trans isomerase activity
Source: RefSeq, a predicted model, not a curated record
CUGAUUCCACCAAAAACAGGAAAGGGAAGUCACAUCCUAGGUAUGUUACACAGCUAACUCAUUUGUGCAUUUGUUUUAUUUAAUAGGAGAAAACUCCAGAGUUAAAACAUGUUCGCCGGAGACGACGAGGACGGGGACUUCUUGUCUCCAACAGGAGGAGCCAAGUUGGCUUCUUUGUUUGGACUAGACCAGGAGGCUAGUCAGGGAAACGAGUCGUUCCAGUACACAGCCCCCAAACAGCCCAGAAAAAGCUCCAAUCCAGCACCAACCAAUCAGAAACCAGCUCCACAACCUGGAGCCCCUGCUGUGUUGUUUGCCACAGCAGCACAAGCCUUCAGAUAUACUAAUGGACAAUACGUGAAGCAGGGGAAACUGGGAGCAGCGGUACUGGGUAGCCACACAACAAAAGAGUACAAGCUGCUUCUGUACUUGAGCCAACAGAAACAAGUGGCUGCUGCCAAGAUUCAUGUGGGCUUUAUUUUCACUGUACAGCCAAACAAUUACUGCACUUUUUAUGAUGAUCAGAGGCAGAACUGGUCCCUAAUGUUUGAAUCCGAUAAAACUGCAGUGGACUUCUGCAAAGAGAUAUGUUUGGCGAAAGCAAACAGUUCAUCCUCUUUAGAUACUGUGGUGGUUCAGGAUCUGAGUCUUGGCGAGGGCCAAGGAGUGGAAAAUGGAGACUCUCUGGAGGUGUUGUACACAGGCUGGCUCCUGCAGAACCACACCAUCGGACAGAUGUUUGACUCGAACCAGAACAAAGACAAGUUGCUGCGACUGAAAAUUGGAGCUGGGAAAGUGAUCAAAGGUUGGGAGGACGGGAUGUUGGGUAUGAAGAAGGAAGGCUCUCGCUUCAUUGUCAUCCCACCCAAUCUUGCUUACGGAACCAAGGGAGUCCCGAAUCGUGUUCCAUCUAACAGCACACUUAUCUUUGAAGCAGAGCUUCGAAGGGUGAAGUUUUCCAAAGACAGUGGCUCUGAUCGGGCCAGUGCCAACUCAGGAGACUCUGCUGCUCCCUCUCCUGCUCCAUCUGCAGCUACCAGUGUGCAAACUCCAGUCCCAGAGCCUCCGGUUCAGGCAACUGCCUCAGGUCCAGGCAGACCAGGGGAACCACCACUGCGUGCAAAGUCGAGCUCUCUAAGUGAACAGCUGGCUAAUCCAGAUGCCACUAAAGCCAAGCUAAUUUCCCGCAUGGCCAAGAUGGGUCAACCCAUGUUGCCUUUUAUGACAGAAGUGGCCAGCCAGCCCGAAUCUAGUGACUCUGAGCUCGAGGACACCAGUGGCAGCAGAGCCAAGGAUCCGACUGUAGCCUCAUCUCCAGUGCAAAUCACCUCUGCUGCUCCAACUUCUGCAUAUGUACACCCUCAUCCCCACACUGGUUCGAUGUCUGCCUUACUUCCAGUUAUGACCACUGUUGGUUCACAGCCUGGCCUUCCAGGCAGCAGCCAUGCCUUUCAGCCUUACUCCUACACACAGACCUCUGCGACUCCAUCUCAGCUACAGCCUGUUGGCCAGGUCUAUCCUGCACAAACUGUCCCCUACAUGGGCUCUGGGGAUGUGACUUCCUUUUUGAUGACUGAGGCCCGACAGCACAACACAGAGAUCCGGUUGUCUGUUGGAAAAGUAGCAGAUAAAGUGGAUCAGUUGUCCUCAAAGAUUGAUGACCUUCAAAGGCAGGGAAGUCUUUGUAUGGGUGUGUCUAGUAUGUCGAUGGAAACCUCAAUGAUCAUGCACAAUAUCCAAAGAAUUGUCCAGGAAAAUGAAUGUUUGAAAAAGGAAGUCUUUGAGAAAAGCUCUCGUAUUGAGGAGCAAAACCAUAAAAUUGGGGAUCUCAUCAACCAGAACCAAAGGUACAUAGAGCAGAGUCACCUGCUGCUGGAGCAGAGAAAUGACUCCCUCAAGUCAUCCAGUGACCAGAACCAGGCACGACUCCUGCAGGCUGAGCAGGACAAGGUUCGUCUGACAGAGGACCUGGCUUCAUCGGCAGCACGGGUGUCUCAACUGCAGCUGGAAGCUUCAGCUCACCAGCAGAAGACCAUGGAGCUACAGAAUAAACUGGGCUUGGCUCUGCAGGACAAUGAGCGUCACUGCCAACAUAUUGCUGCCCUGGAAACACAACUGGAAGAGCUGAAAGAAGUAGCAGAGAGGGUCCAGGCUCAGUAUCGCUCAGAGAAACAAAGACGCAAAGAGAUGGAGCUGAAAGUCAACACCAUGGAGGAAGAGCUGCAGGAUCUGAAGACUGAUAAAGAGAGCCUGGAACGAGCACUUUCAGAAAGGAAGGCGAAAUGGCAGGCAGAGCGUCAGCGUCGGGAUGAGGAGGUGGAGGAGCUCCGCAAGAGCAGCCAGCAGGAGCUAGACAACCUCCGAGCUCAACUUCGCAAGGCCAGGAGCAGCAGUGACAGCGCUGUAUCUGAACAGUUGUCUCAGCUUCAGGUGGAGCUAGACGAGGAGUGGAAAAGGAAGUGUGAUCAUAUGUUGGCUUCAGCUAAAGAGCAGCACAGAGGAGAGCUGGCUGAACUUACAGAGCAAAGAGAUGACCUACAGGACAAGCUAGCUCAAUUACAGGAGAAGCUUACAGUUCUCAAGCAGUCACGAGAUUCAGAAGAACAGAGUGUCCUACAACAUUGCAGGGAGAGUGAAGAGCUGCAAGCCCUUCAGGAAAAGUAUGCAGCCUUGGAGCAGCAGGGAGUAGCUGUCAGAGCGAAGCUGGAAAGCAGGGUGGCUGAACUGGAGGGGCAAGUGGAGCAGCAGGCGAGUUCAGGAGACACUGCAGCAGAGGUGAAGCGUGUGAUGAACGGAGUGUUUCACUCUCUGCGAGGGGAGUUUGACCCCAGUGAAUCUUACAGUGGCCAGGCUGUGGUAGGGGUAAUUGUCUCUACCAUUAAGAAUGUAACUUUGCAGCUACUCAGUGGCACAGACAGAUCUUUACUGAGACCAAAAAAGGAAGAGGAAAAGGAAGCAGAAGAAAGUGAAGAUGUGAAAAAAAAGGAGGAAAAACCUCAUCAGAAUGUGCAUGUGAAUGGAAAGAGAGAUGUGAAACAGGAAGAAAAUGAGGAAGAGGAAAAUGUGGCUGACUCAGGUUCUCUCCAUGCCUGUGAGAUUCAGGGGGGUCAGGAUGCAGCCACAGAAACAGAGACUGAGACAGAAGCUUCAUCAACAACACAAAGCCAGGCAGAGACUUCAGAAGCCACUAAUCUUCAUUCAGGUCCAACCACUGUACUGCAAGAGACAGCAGCAGCAGAGUCAGAUGUACAGCAGGACCAGGAGCAACCCUCUGCUCCUGAAACCUGUGAAGAAGGAAAUGGGUCUGCAGAUCUAGAUGAUGGACCUGAAAAGAGUUUACCACCUGAGGAUGGGCAGGAAACUCUGCCUGACUCAAAAGCUGCAGUGAGCAGUGAGGUGGACACAGAGAGAGCAGGGGAUAGAGAGCCUGUAGAAGUAAUAAAUGACGCUCCUCAGGAAGCCUUUGGACCCCCGGCCAACCCACCUCCACCACCUAAUACCCUUCAGAAGAGUUCAGGAGAGGACGUAAGUCUGACUGGGGGAAUUGGUGAGGAAAAUGGAGAGGAGCCAUUUUUCCAGAGCAUAACACCUGCCAAACCCCCAGCAGCACCCAGUGAGGAGGAAGAGGAGGAUGAGAUGAGCUUGAAGGGGUGUCCACCGCCUGCCCCACUGUUUGGUGAUGAAGAGGAUGAUGAUGAUCUGGACUGGCUGAAUUAACAUGGAACCAAAACAAUAGUGUGCGUCUUUCAACACUGAACACAGGCGUGCUUUACCAGCUGUUGGCUGAUAAAGUGGACGGAGCUAAUGGAUCAGCUUUGCCUGAUGGAGUAGUGAAGAUGCUGAGAGAAGCCUCUGCUGAUGGACUUGACUGAGCAGAGAGGCCAGACAGCUUGGCUCUAGCCCUGUGUCCGCUUGCUGACCGGCAGCUGCUGCCACAGCAUCCUAAACAACAAACACUUGGCUCUCAGGCUGUGGUUUUGGUUGAAAUAACAAGCCUGUAAUUCACAGACAAAUCAAAGUAAAUAAUUUUUGUUAAUGAUGUGCCUGUGAUCUGUUGAUGAUAGAGUUGAUUCGAAGAUUUUUACAUGUAACUCUGGCAGAUUUAGUUUGUUCAUUCAGCAGGAAUAAGGUUGUCGAUUUUAAUGAUUAGCUUGCAGCUUUAAGAAUAGAACUUUUACACAAUUUUGCUAACUUGAAAUUCAUUCCAUAAAAUAAAUGAAAUGGAGAAUGUGGCCUUUA